CGCCCGGCGCGCCUCACCCCGUCGCCGUAGCGACCCGCAAAGCAGCGGGGCCGGGCGGCACUUUGCGGCUCUUUACGGCGGCGCUUUGCGGCAGCCGUUGGUGGUGGCGAGGGCGGCGGGCGCGGGGCCGCCAUGGAGGGCGGCGGGAACUCCAAGGGCACCGGGCUCGGUGGCCUCUUCGGCGCCGGCGGGCUCGGGUACUCGCACGCCGACCUGGCCGGGGUGCCACUAACUGGGAUGAGCCCUUUGUCACCGUAUUUAAACUUGGACCCCAAGUACCUAGUACAGGAUACAGAUGAAUUUAUCUUGCCCACAGGAGCCAACAAAACUCGAGGCAGAUUUGAGUUGGCCUUUUUUACCAUUGGAGGUUGUUGUAUGACAGGGGCAGCAUUUGGUGCACUGAAUGGUUUGAGACUUGGCUUGAAGGAGACACAGAAUAUGGCAUGGUCAAAACCUAGAAAUGUACAAAUUCUAAAUAUGGUGACAAGACAAGGAGCAUUAUGGGCUAACACUCUGGGAUCACUGGCUCUACUUUACAGUGCAUUUGGAGUCAUCAUUGAAAAAACACGAGGUGCAGAAGAUGACCUGAACACCAUAGCUGCUGGAACCUUGACAGGAAUGCUAUACAAAAGCACUGGUGGAGUGCGUGGGAUAGCACGAGGUGGGAUCGCAGGUCUGACCCUGACUGGCCUCUACGCCCUGUACAACAACUGGGAGCACAUGAAGGGCUCCCUAGCCCGGCAGUCCCUGUGAGCAGGGCAGAGGACACGCUUGCUUAGUCACCUGUCAAAUCAGUUGUGAGAUCUAUCUGGUGCCCCUUGCUAUUUUAUUUACAAUUAGUGUGAAACUGAUGGAAGCUAUGCUGUGAGGAACCUCUUGACACCGUGUAGCUGGACUGGCCCUUCCCACCAGCCAGUUGCUGGAGAGGCAACAAUAUUUGUUGGACCUGCAAGUGAACAGAGCGGCCACCAAGAGUCUCCCUGCCAUGCUCCCCAGGCAGCCCUGGCCAGAGCUGCUGGGCAUGCUGGGCCCCCAUAGCUGCUCCUGCUCGCUGCCAGGUUUGUUGGGUGCCUGUAAGGUCUGUGUCCAUGGAGCAUUCCCUGCAGUCCCAGCAGCCAUGGCACAGGCAGGGUUUGCUAUUCUGACAGCACAAGGCAAGCUAGCAAAAGGGACAUCAUCAGAAUAAAAAGGGUGGUACUUACUCAA
Messenger RNA from Cinclus cinclus, 1206 nucleotides. RefSeq names its product translocase of inner mitochondrial membrane 23 homolog B (gene TIMM23B). NCBI's taxonomy places the organism in Eukaryota, Metazoa, Chordata, Aves, Passeriformes, Cinclidae. The transcript is spliced from 7 exons. Gene Ontology annotation, cellular component: mitochondrial inner membrane; TIM23 mitochondrial import inner membrane translocase complex. The coding region runs from base 133 to 753 and encodes 206 amino acids. The record is from RefSeq and is a predicted model, not a curated record. Gene Ontology annotation, biological process: protein import into mitochondrial matrix. Gene Ontology annotation, molecular function: transmembrane protein transporter activity.